Messenger RNA from Zychaea mexicana, 1833 nucleotides. RefSeq lists its product as uncharacterized. Bases 276 to 1355 code for a protein of 359 amino acids. The transcript has 2 exons. NCBI's taxonomy places the organism in Eukaryota, Fungi, Mucoromycota, Mucoromycetes, Mucorales, Lichtheimiaceae. The record is from RefSeq and is a predicted model, not a curated record.
GUACGAACGACCUGUGUUGCUGUUGUUGUUUUUGUUGUUGUUGUUGUUGUUGUUGUUGUUGGUGCUGCUGCGGUUGUUGUUGUUGUUGAGGAUAACCGCAGACUUGCCCAAAGAUCAGUAAUAUAUCGCCGAUCUCGGUUCGGUUGCCAACGCCUCGAUUGAAUAUAAAAUAACCCAAUUUUGACGCUUCCUCCCCCAUCCUCAUCAUCUGCACUUCAUAUCUUCAUCUCUUUCAUUUCAUCCUUUUCAUACAUAACAACAACAUAUUCAUAAGCAUGCGCUUUUCGCUUUCUCUCAUCUCCACCGCUAUGUUGGCCACCAUGGCCAUGGCUGCUCCCGCCACUCCUCAGGAGAACAACAACAGUGAACUCGACGUCGCUCCCGCUCAGAAUGUUGCCCUCCAAAUGGGUGAGAAAUUCGAGCCUUUCAACUGGAUGGCCGCUGAAGGUGAAGGCAUGUCGGCCGACCGCACUUUCACCUUGAACCUUGCCGAGCCUGCUCAGCUUCAAAUCACCGACUACAAGCUUGGCGGUGACUCCUUCGAGAUCAUGGAUAACGGUGAAGUCCUUGGCAUGACCAGCGAAGCCGCUAACGACGAGGAAGCAUUCGCCGCCACCCCCGAAGAGGCUCUCCAGGAUGAGCGCUUCAGCCAUGCCGUCUUUGACUUGGCUCAGGGUGAGCACGAAAUCACUAUCAACGUUGCCAACUCUCCCUUCGCUGAUGGCACUGGUGCUGUCCGCGUUGUCCAGAAAGUCCAGGCUCUCUACGAGAAGAAGGGCGGCAAAGGCAAAGGCAAGAAGGGUGGAUGGGGAGACGAUGAUGACGAAUGGGAUGAUGACAAGGACGACGACAAGUGGGAUGACGACGAAGACUGGGAAGACGACGAUGACGAAUGGGAUGACAAGGACGACGACAAGAAGGGCGGCUGGGGCGAUGACAAGAAGGGCGGCUGGGGCGAUGACAAGAAGGGCGGCUGGGGCGAUGACAAGAAGGGCGGCUGGGGCGACGACAAGAAGGGUGGAUGGGGCGACGACAAGAAGGGCGAUUGGGAAGAUGACAAGUGGGAUGGCAAGAAGGACUGGGACAAGAAGAAGACCGUCUAUGUCUACUACACCGUACCUGGUGCCGAAAGUUCUCCCUCGACCGUGACACUUACUACGACCUCCGUUCGCCCCACGACCAAAACCGUUACCGUCACUUCUAGCAGCUUCCAGUCGCCUGUUCCUCUCGAGACCCGCUACAUCACCACCCCCACUGCCUUCGUCACUGAAGAGGCCACCGAGACAAGCUUUGUCACUGAAACCGCCACCGAAACCGAGCUCAACUUCCUUGAGCUUCCUUUCUUGACUCUUUAAAUGGUUCUUCUUUUUCCAUCACCAAAGCUCCACUCUUCUCUUACCCGUUUUAAUCACAUGAAUUGUCUAGUAUAAUCUUCUGCUUUUAUUGGUUCAAGUUUUUGUCGUUUCUUUCCCUUUUCUUCUAUACUACCAUUAGAACCUUACAUAAUAAAAUGAAUCCGUUUGCUUUAUAUAAAACCUGCUUUUAUUUCAUAUUAUAAAGUUAAUAGCAAUCUCAUAAACUUUAAUAUAUUGUUUUUAAAUUCUAUUAGAGCGACAAUGCUUCUGCAGAUACACAUCAUCUUAUGCCUUAUGGAUGCAACGUUGAGCUCAAUAUACGAAAACCUUUAAUUUCCACUACAGUACGUUUAGCAUCACAUUAUUAGAACUACUUCUUGAGUAUCACUAUGAUCAAGUAUAUAGAAGGACUUCAAAUUCCGACGGAGGAAGAGGGUUAUCGUGCCCAAAUGCUUGGUGAUAUGAAACUUCCUCUUUC